AUGUGCACUACAUUACAACCAGCUUAUAUAGAAGCUAGCAUUCUUAAAGGUUUACCUCGUGACUAUCAGCCGUUUGUGGUUGUUCUAACAACUAUGCAAAAAUCGGUAACUCUUGAUGCUUUAUACACUAUGUUGAUGGAUGCUGAAACGCAGUUGGCAUGUUUUGGUGAGUCACUUGAGCCUUUUCCUAUGAGUGCUCAUAUGGUUGAAGGGAAAGUUUCAGGAGGAUUUGAAGAUCAGUCUGACUCGAGGUCAUCUUCUCGACAGUCGUACUCUUGUGGAAGGUUUUCUAGUCGAGGAAGGGGUCAAACAAGGCUGCAGUGUCAACUGUGUGGAAAAAAUAGAUAUCUGGUCGAUCAAUGUUGGCAUCGAUUUGAUGAAAACUUUCCUGGUGUUACUGCCAAUAGCAACUCAUAUUCAAAAGAUGAUUCCAGUGUUGCUUAUUAUUCUGUGAAUGACAACAAGAGUACUGGAUGUGCUACACAUCAUGUUACUUCUGAUGGUGUGAACAUUAGUCAAUCAGUUGAUCUUGAUAAUCCAGGUAAACUUCUUGUCGGUAAUGGAGUUGCUUCAGAAGUUGAAUUUGUUGGCUAUGCAUCUUUGAAUUCAUCCUCUCGACUAUUAUUGUUAACUGAUUUGUUGCAUGCACCACAAAUAACCAAGAAUCUGCUCUCGGUGUCAAAGCUUGCUAGGGAUAAUAAUGUCUUUCUCGAGUUUCAUUCUCAUGAAUGCUUUGUUCAUGAUGAGAAGUCUGGUGCAGUCUUACUUCGAAGCUGA
Hibiscus syriacus is the source of this 777-nucleotide messenger RNA. RefSeq lists its product as uncharacterized. The record is from RefSeq and is a predicted model, not a curated record. The coding region runs from base 1 to 777 and encodes 258 amino acids. The transcript is spliced from 2 exons. Lineage: Eukaryota; Viridiplantae; Streptophyta; Magnoliopsida; Malvales; Malvaceae.